Messenger RNA from Symbiodinium sp. CCMP2592, 4026 nucleotides. The record is from the annotation of a GenBank genome assembly. Lineage: Eukaryota; Dinophyceae; Suessiales; Symbiodiniaceae.
AUGAAGGGCCUCUAUGGGGCACUCAAGAAAGCUGAGGUUACCACGGUUCGCCCAUACCGGGACCUCCCUCUUGAGCUACGCCACCAUGAGAGAAGACUCGAUUGGCAAAGGCUUUGGGAGCCUUCCUCCAACCACCGAGCCUUGGAGGACCCGAUCUUCUCUCGUCUUUUGGAGCUUGCUGUGGAACAGCACCAUGCGCUCGGCCCGGUCUCCGCUGAGGAGCUCACCAAGGUGCUGAAGAAGCUCUCCACGAAGGCCCCGGGAUUGGACGGUCUUACCGCACCCAUGCUUAAGCGAGCCUCGGUCCUCACCACUGGAGUCACCAUGCUCCCAAAGAAACCUGAGCGGGAGCGGCCGAUUGGCCUUACCUCUUACGGCUAUCGCAUUUGGGCUCGCUCCAGAUGGCCGGUGUACGAGAAAUGGGCCCGGGCCUAUGCGGCCACGGCCCCAUGGGACGGUGCAAGACAAGGUGCAUCCUCACUGGAUAUAGCCUUGGCAAGGCUUAUCAGAAGUGAGGUAAACCAUUUCCACAAAACGAAGGGCAUCACGCUUCUGCUUGACCUUCGCGAGUUCUACGAACACGUAGACCUUGUGGGACUUACGCACUCUGCGAUGGAGCACGACUUUCCUCCAAUUGUGCUCCAUCAUUGCAUCCAGCUGUACACCCACUCCAGGUACAUCUGCACCGAAGGAGUCCUGGCAUCCCCGGUCAGGCCGACUCGAGGGGUGAUCGCGGGCUGCCCUUUUGCUCCGGGUCUUUCGAAGCUUGUUCUCCACCCCGUGAUGAACGUGCUUCACCAUUGCCCCAGCCUACACAACUGUGACUUGUACAUCGACGACUCAAGUUUCGAUGUGGAGGACGCAUCGGUCACCACCGUCGUCCAUAAAGCAUUGGAGGUCUGGAGGCUGGUCAAGCAGCAGCUUACCCAGCGCAAGCUCCCCAUCUCCAUCGCCAAAUCGGCUUGGGUUUGUUCCAGCCGGGAGGUUGAGAAAAAGCUUUCCGCCCACCUCGGGGAAGCCGACCCUCAAAUCCAGUCCUGCUGGAGGGACCUUGGUGUUGACUCGGCUGGGGGCAAACGCAGGAGGGUGACCAUUCACAAGCAGCGUUUCCGGAAAGCAGGCUGCCGCUCUCAGAAGCUCACCCAGCUCCGUGCUAAGGACGCUGCGCGCAAGAAGGCUGCCAAGGCCGGGGUUGAGGCAGCAGCAGCGUAUGGUCAUCAGGCUGUGGGUCUGGCGCCCAAGCAACUGAAAUUUCUUCGUCAGCUCACAGCGCAGCACAAUGGAAGGCUCACCAAUGGAGCCACGGAGGUUGUGCUCGACCUUCUUUGCACCACUAAGCCUGAUCCCUCUGGGCGGUUGGUGGAGCAACACUUUAGAAGCUUCGUUGCCAUGACAGGCAACUGGCCCCAGGCCCUCAAACCUGCUCUGGAAAACGCCUUUGAGGUCAUGUCCCAGCGUGUUGCCUCACACAAAGAGCCUUGGAGGAUUGCAGCCGGGCCAAUGGGAGCCACGCUGUGCUACUUAAAGGAGCUUGGGUGGCAACCCAGCUCUCUUCUCCGUUGGGAGAUCCACUCCCAGCACUACGACUUGGAGGACCCGCUGCAAUUGGAAGGCAUGUUACGCCUGCUGAGGACAUUCUGGGCCAACAAAAGGCUCCAAGCAAUCUGCCAACUUGAAGGCGGCGCCUCCUUAGCAACCGGGGUUGACUGGACCAUUGGCAAAAGACUGCUUCGCAAACUCCCGCCGCUGCAGAAAAAGAGCCUCCAAGCGGUCUGGCAAGGAAUCUUGGCCGCACCUCGCUGGACUUGGUUCAACCAGUCCGAGCACAAGCAGAGCGACUCCAUCUCCAUUGGAUCCGUAGUCACAAAUCCCUGGAGUGCUGUGGAUAAGCUAGCUGGUGACCAUGCCAAUCGCUCCCGCGACAGGCUCUGGGAAAGCCAGCUUGAAGCCAGAGACGCCGACGCCAGUGCCGUCCUCAGUUUUUUGGCGGCACGUGCUGCAGCCCUCUUCGAGUACGACCAGGAUCAAGGCCCUCAGAUCCAAUUCGAGGGUGAGGCCAGCUCCCAAAACCAAAAGGGCAGAGCGUCUGGGUUCAAGAGGAAAGGCAAAGUCAUCCGACCCGAGCCGGCCAAAACCGAACGCCAGGCUGGGAAGCCCAACAAAAGGGACCUCCUGCGGGAAGCAGUCCUCAAGCCCCAGCUCGGGCACACCUGGAAGUGGACCUCUGAGCACCAAAGUGGGGCCCGCAUCAGCUGUACCACGUGCAAGCUGGGCGCUCAGCAGAUUUCUCCUGAGAAGCAACUUCGGAGAACACUGGCCCAGCCCUGCAUCGGUCACUGCUCCCAGGAACUCUUUCUCAGUUUCUGGCAGUGCCACCCGACCCACCACAUGGUUUUUGAAAGGCCAGAUCGUCGUCAGCCCCCGCCCCUUCGAGGGCAGUGGUGGCUGAGGGCACGGGACUUCGUGAUCCUCCCGCCCUUGACGCCGAGGUCGAAGAGCUCGAGGGAGUACUCCCAGCGGCGGGCGGGAAAGAAGCAACGGGCAGCUGGCCAGUACUACAGGUGGUCGCGACCCCUGCCAGCUGAGCCAGCCCAGCACCACGAUACCCCGCCCCCACCACCAGUCCCGGGCCGCGGCGGGCGAAAGGAGGCAGAUGAUGAAAGUGCUGCCUCUUACUCCUACUACUCUUCUUCCCGCUCCAGAUCGCCCCGAGGCAGGAACAAGGAACAGGGAAGGGGCAAGGCCAAGCCUGUUCAGGCCCCGGCCCGGUCAAGUGGCAAAAUGGCUGUUAAGUCAAAGGCCAAGCCCCCUCCUGAGGCUGAGGUGGCUUCGGGCUCCCUUGAGGCCCCGGGCCCUUCAGCCCCCUCCAGCUCCCAGGCAGGGGUUCCCCCGCCUGAGGAAAAGAGGGCACCUACAGCCAAGGAAAAGGACUCCCCGGCCUCUGCUGAAGGCGAUCAAGAAUCCCCGGCAGGGUCUGUGGCUGCUAAGGAAGAGUCUUCGGACUCCUGCUAUGAGCCCAUCCGGCUGCGCCCUGCUCCUCUCUCCAGUCCUUUGAGGAGGGCGCUACCAGUGCCGGAUUUGGGCAUGCAGUUCACCAUCCAACUGAAGGAUGCCUCCAAGGAGGCGUGCUCAGGGCGCUACCUGCACGCUGCGUCUUUGGUGUACUUCGCACACCAGGACCGCCAGGGAGCGGAGCCAGGCUCCCCGCAGAAGGUUGCCACGGCCCUGGAAGUGCUUGGCUUAGGGGGUUCACGAGUGGUCUUCCGCUCGCCUUCCAACCCGGCCAAGUGCUGGAAGCUCUCCAAAAGGUCGCAGGAGGCAGAGCGUGACUUGUUCAAAGUCACCGGCCCCUGGACCCCGCGGCACACCAGGGCUUUGGGUGUGCACCGUGUUGUCGAGGAGGGCAAGGGCGGCACCUCUUUCUUCGCGUCCCUUCUGGAGACGGAACUCGUGGAUCCUCUCCCCAUGGUCAAUCCGCCGCUGAUUUUCCAGAUCAGCCUGACGGUGUGCCAAGCAGCGAAGUUUGCCAACAUCCGCGACUUAGGGCGGAAAAAUAUGGGCAGCAGGUCCAUGCCACAGGGCAUGGGGGACCCGCCCAGGUAUGAGGUCCUGCUGCUCGACGCCAAUGACUGGGAGGAGUAUGGUUCCCAAACCACCCCCCAUUGGCCUAACAAGCGCAGAGCCCAGGGAUUCUGGUCCACGGUGGGCUCCUUCGCGCCGGAUCUCCUGGAUCCUUUGUUCGCUCUGGUGAAGCAAAACCAGGCCGAUCUCCAGGCCCUGACCCAGGGUAUCUACAACCUGAUGGGGAGGACCCUGAACAAGGGAGAAAUGGAUGACGUCCUGGAGGCACUGGUGUCGACGCAAGCACUAGGGAUCUCGCCGGAGGGUCACAUCUGCCAGUACGUGCUGAAGCAGGGUGGCCCUCACCCGCUUGUCCCAGGCCAGACGUGGGAGCUCCACCCGCUGGAAACUUUCCAGUUUCCAGCAGGGAAAGCUCCGAAAGGCCAGGACCUAAACCAGGGCUAG